Molecule: messenger RNA, 801 nt
Organism: Candida dubliniensis CD36
Lineage: Eukaryota; Fungi; Ascomycota; Pichiomycetes; Serinales; Debaryomycetaceae
Exons: 2
Coding region: 1-801 (266 amino acids)
Biological process (GO): transmembrane transport
Cellular component (GO): mitochondrial inner membrane
Molecular function (GO): S-adenosyl-L-methionine transmembrane transporter activity
Source: RefSeq, a predicted model, not a curated record
AUGUCCGACUCAACAUUUUUUACAUCAUUGAUUAGUGGUGCUUGUGCUGGGAUCGCAACAGAUAUAGUGUUUUUCCCCAUUGACACUAUCAAAACAAGAUUACAAGCUAAAGGAGGCUUUUUCGCAAACGGUGGGUACCAUGGUAUUUAUCGUGGGUUAGGAUCGUGUGUUGUUGCGUCAGCACCUCUGGCCUCGUUAUUCUUUAUUACGUAUGAUGCAUUGAAAAGAGAUUUGCAGCCCGUGGUAAGUUCGCCAGGGGUUAGACAUAUGAUUGCAGCAUCUAUGGGGGAGAUUGCUGCAUGUAUAGUUCGUGUUCCCGCUGAGGUGAUUAAGCAACGUACACAGGCAUCUCAUAUGGGUAACCAAACAUCGUGGAGUAAUUUGUUACACAUUUUGAGAAACUCAAACAACGAAGGGGUGUUGAAAGGAUUGUACCGUGGUUGGAAUAGUACCAUAAUGAGAGAGAUCCCAUUCACUGUGAUUCAGUUCCCGUUAUAUGAAUACUUGAAAGUGAAAUGGCCACAGAAUGUACAUCAAGGGUUUAAAGGUGCUGUGUGCGGAAUGAUUGCUGGUGGUGUUGCUGCUGCAUUGACUACACCGCUUGAUGUGAUAAAAACAAGAAUAAUGUUACAUAAAGAUAGAAUAAACACUAGAAGUUUGGUAAAGCAUUUGAUUCGUGAAGAAGGCCUUGUGGUGUUGUUCAAUGGGAUAGUUCCUCGAACUUGUUGGAUAAGUUGUGGCGGCGCUAUAUUCUUGGGCUGUUACGAACUCGUCCACGCGGAAUUGACAAAGAAAUUAUAG